This is a messenger RNA of Hemicordylus capensis (graceful crag lizard), 5719 nucleotides long. It is a transcript of the gene L2HGDH, whose product is annotated as L-2-hydroxyglutarate dehydrogenase. Bases 544 to 1635 code for a protein of 363 amino acids. Lineage: Eukaryota; Metazoa; Chordata; Lepidosauria; Squamata; Cordylidae. The record is from RefSeq and is a predicted model, not a curated record. The transcript has 9 exons. Gene Ontology annotation, molecular function: (S)-2-hydroxyglutarate dehydrogenase activity; (S)-2-hydroxy-acid oxidase activity.
GCCGAUGUUGUCGGCCUACAGGUCCCCUCACCCCUGGCGAUUGGCCGCUGUGGCUGGGGAUUGUGGGAGUUGUAGUUCAAAAACAGCGCGGGGGCGGGGGCGCCUUAGCUGAGCAGGCCUAGGAGGCUCCAGACCCCCAUUGGGCGGGCGGGGGGGGGGCUGGCGUGCCCACCGCCCCCUUCCUCGGCACCCCCCCUCCGCCGGCCCCCCCCGGGCGCCUGAGAGGGAGGCGUGGCGGCUGCUGCUCACCUCGGGCGCGGCAGGGGACGAGAGCGGGGCUGCCGCCGCCGCCGCCGCCUGGCGCAAUCUUACCCCGGGCCGGGCCGCUGCCGCCUCCUCCUCCUCCCCCGCCGUCAUCCUCGCCGCCCUUGUUGGGCCUGUGGAGGGCGCGGAAGGGGGAGGAGCGCACCACCCAGCCCGGCCUGAUGGCGCCCCUGCUGCUGCUGCUGCCGGUGCGGGCCUGGCGCUGCUGCCGCCGCCGCGGGGCGACGGGAGCUGGGCCCAGCGGGCGGCCCCUGAGCAGCAGCAGCAAGAGUACCUUUGAUGUCGCUGUUAUUGGGGCUGGCAUCGUGGGGCUGGCAUCGGCCAGGGAACUCAUCCUGCGGCAUCCAUCCCUCACUUUUGGAGUGCUGGAGAAGGAGAAGGAACUGGCUAAUUGUCGCAGCUGAGCAGGAAGACAUUCCGAGGCUGAAAGCCCUGUACGCGAGAGGGCUGCAGAACCGUGUCCGGGGGCUACAACUGAUCACCUCCAAAGAGAUACAAGCCAAGGAGCCCUACUGCCGGGGCCUGAUGGCACUGGACUCCCCCUACACUGGCAUUGUGGACUACAAGCAGAUCGCCCAGGCCUAUGCUGCGGAUUUCCAAGCAGCGGGAGGAGCCAUCUUGACUGACUUUGAGGUGCACGACAUGAAGGUGGCAAAGGAAAGUCCUGCUGAGAGUCAAGAAGGGAUAAAAUACCCUGUCGUUGUUCGGAAUUCAAAGGGGGAGGAAAUCUGCUGCCGGCACCUGGUGUCCUGUGCAGGGCUGUACUCGGACCGCCUCUCUCAGAUCAGCGGCUGCAGCCCCGAGCCCCGCAUUGUGCCCUUCCGGGGUGAUUAUUUGGUGCUGAAACCAGAGAAGUGCUAUUUGGUUAGAGGGAAUAUUUACCCAGUACCUGAUCCCCGUUUUCCGUUUCUGGGCAUUCAUUUCACCCCGAGGAUGGAUGGCAGCGUCUGGCUCGGGCCUAAUGCUGUGCUUGCCUUCAAACGAGAGGGCUACAGAUUUUAUGACUUCAGCCUGCGAGAUUUUAUGGAUGCAGCUGCCUACAGCGGCUUGUGGAAGCUGGUGGGCAGGAACUUCUCAUACGGAAUAGGAGAAAUGUACAGAGCAUGUUUCCUCAGUGCACAAGUGAAGCAGCUCCAGAAAUUCAUACCCGAAGUGACCAUCAAUGACAUACUUCGGGGUCCAGCUGGCGUCAGAGCUCAGGCCUUGGACAGUGACGGGAACUUGAUAGAUGAUUUUGUGUUUGAUGGAGGCACCGGAGACAUUGGAGGCCGGAUUCUUCAUGUCAGAAAUGCUCCUUCGCCUGCUGCUACUUCCUCCCUUGCCAUUGCAAAAAUGAUCGCCGACGAGGUGGAGCGAAGAUUUGAACUGUGAUUGGAACACGGGAGGGUUAGGCCUAUUCCGAUUCUUGUGUGCUUAGACACAGUGACUGAAGUGUGGCAAUUCAGGAAACACAAGGGAAGGUUGCUUGGGGUUUUUUGGGGGGGAGGGGGGUUGUUGGAAUCAGGGUUACCUGCUGCAGGGGCCUCAAACUUGGCUGUGUACCAAAUCUCAGAAUUUAUGCCAUAUAAAGUGGCCCAGAGGUCCUUUGAAUGCCAUGUUAAUUUGGCCGGGGAGAUUGGCCCAUGAUAGACCCAGGAGACUGUUUGAAACGCCAGCAAAUUAUUAUCCCUGUACAGGAUUCCGUUCUCACCUACAGCAGCAAAUACAGAAACCACGAAUAACAAACUCUUAACUCCAUGGGAAUCUGGGGGUUAGGUUCCCACACACAGAAGAAUCAGAAAAAACAUGGGUGGGAAGCUGAAAUACAUGGAAUGUGACACCAUACCUAGCUCUCCAGCAAUGCCCCCUCCCAACCCGCAAAUUGGCCGAUUUUUGCAGGUUUUUUCCUUUUCCUUUUUGUAAACACAAGCCACAAAAGGGCUCCGUGCUGCCUCUGGACCGGAAAUGUCCCUGGAAGUUGGCCCAGGAGCUGCAGAUAGGCAAAAAAGGUCUGUUUUUAGUACUGCAGAUGAGGAAACUGGCCUGGGUCUCUAAGACCCACCCGCAGAUACUAGAAGCCGCGAUCCGUGAAUCCGCAGAUAACAAGGUCCUCCUGGAUGUCUGAGUGGGAAGCGGGCCAGGCCGAGCCCUCCCUCUUGAGCUCUCGUGGUCCAAAGGGGGCUUCCACUCCCCUCCCUCUUGGAUUUGCCUGAAUAAGAGAGAGCAAGGUGUUACCCACUACUCCGUGAGAUGGCUGUGCAAUCCCACCUGGCUUCUGAACAAGGAGGAGUGUCUGUCCUGUGCCCAGCUGACUCACAACUCUUGCCAGUUCCUGCCUGUCCAUGCCAAGCCCCUCCGCAAGCCAUGGCAAUUAUGGCAGUGCCGUCGGUGGAGAAGUCAUGCUAGGAGUCCACAGGAAAAGGUACCAGCUUAGUUUUGCACCCUUCCACCUUAGCAUACCAAUGCUGACGAGGGCUCUGGACGCAAACUGUGGCCAUAGUUCAGAGGGAGGUUCUGUUGCCCAAACGGCACUGAAAUGCCUGGGAGAAAUACUGUGCAAGAGCCCAGUAGUGGAAGCAAAUAAAACACUCAAGCAAAUCAUGGUCUGACUCCACAACUAAAGGACUGCUGUCCUUGUUGUUGUUUUGUUUCGAUUUCUAUACUGCCCUUCCAAAAAUGGCUCAGGGUGGUUUACAUAGAUAAAUAAUAAAUAAGAUGGAGCCCUGCCCCCAAAGGGCUUACAAUCUAAAAGAAACAUAAGACAGAUACCAGCAACAGUCGCUGGAGAGAUGCUGUGCUGGGAUGGAUGGGGACAGUUGCUCUCCCCCUGCUAAAUAAAGAGCCACUUUCAAAGGUGCCUCUACUUUUGUUUUGAGGCUGCUGGUGCACCUCGGGCCGUUCUCCAGCCAGGUGGUCUGAUGGGUCACCCCUCAUUUUCAUGUCCUGACUAAAUUUGCAUAUGCACACAAUCAUUCUGCUCUGCACACCUCAGCCAUGUUAAUAUCAGCAUAAAUAGUAGUAGUGAAAAAUCAUACCUAAUUAAAUACAGGCUAUUUUUGUAAAAUAAAAUGUAGAGAGGGGUGUAAGGCUGAGCAGAGGUCAGCCCAGAUUGGCAGCUCUGUUGCUAGAAGCUGAAUUUAUGCCAAAAAAAAAAACCCUCUCCUGUUGCUGCAAUACACGGAGUGGUUGUGGGAUGGGAAAAUGGCUGCUUGAAUGAAGGGUGAUGGACAAGGGGAUGUAUAAAGUUGCUUAUUCACUAAAUUGUGGCAUGUGGUACCUUGCAUUUUAUCUCCAAAUGGCUUCCAGUAACCCAGUUAUCUGCAUUCUACAUUUCCUCCCCUGUCAUGCUGUGGUCUUAGAGCAGAGGUCCCCACCCUUGGGUCCCCAGAUGUUGUUGGACUACAACUCUUAUCAUGAUCCCCCCAAGUCAUUGUGGCUGCAGAUAAUGGAGUGAUAGUGGUGAGGGACCCAAGGUUGGAACGGACCAGUCCCACACACACACCCCUACCUUCCCAGUCCAGUUAAUGAGAGUCUAGCCUUGUGGAGCAGGAACACUUAAUGCCCUUAAAACCACACUUGAAACCUGUUGCAGCCGUGAAAGCCAACCUCAGGUUGUUCCUACGAUGUAGGAAGUUCUCCACUUCUUGCAAAGCUCUUCCCACCUGGAAGUGGGAUGCGGAGGCAGCUUAUCCCUGUUGAGUAGAUGGCAUUUUGUUGGCUCCUUGUGAAAGUGUAGCUUCCCCGCUCCAUCACAAGAAAGAAUUAGUACAUUCCCUUAUUGAAAACAGCUGCCAGUGUUCCAUAGAUCCAUAGUUUAGAAGGAAGGCGUUCACAGUUGUUCAUGCUGUAAUAGUUGCCUCUUAGGAGCAUUAACACAAACUUGCUGCUUUGAAACAGCACUUUCAGUGUGAAAGUUCUCUGUGGGUUAUGCACAAGCAUAAGAAGCCCCCUUGAAAUCUGAAAGUUCAGCAGUUGAUCAGGCCAGGGUAAAAAAUACAAAAAAGGCAGUGGGGGGUGUGUGUGUCACCAGUGGGACCUCCAUUAGCCCACAUGCGUCCGUGACACUUUUUAAACUCCAGAUAAGCACGUUCCAGUCCUGGCACUUAAUAUCAUGGAGUCAGUGAAGACCAGAUUCAGUCUUCAGAUUCAAUUAAAUGUACAAGAUAAUUUUGGAAAAUAGAAUGUUUGCUCAUAUUCAUCAAAACGGAAGUUCCAAAACAGUCCAUAAAAUAGCUGCAUAGUACUUCUACAUGUCCUAGCAAGCUGAAAGGUGAUUCAUAUGUAUCUCAAAGCACCCUGCUUACCCUGAAAAGCAAUAUAUAAAUGUUUAUAGUAGCAGCAGCAGUGAAGUCUGGAAACGGCUUAUUUCUGCAUCUUCCUGUUUAAAAGAGAUGAGAUUAACUUCAGGUAGCUUCAUCUUGAAGUCACCUGAAGUGGCGCAGCAGGGAAAUGCUUGAUUAACAAGCAGAAGGUUGCCGGUUCACAUUCCUGCUGGUACUAUAUUGGGCAGCAGCGAUAUAAGAGGAUGCUGAAAGGCAUCAUAUCAUACUGCGUGGGAGGAGGCAAUGGCAAACGCCUCCUGUAUUCUACCAAAGAAAACCACAGGGCUCUGUGGGCGCCAGGAGUCGAAAUUGACUACCUUAGCUUCAUCUUGUUAAAUGUGACUGGCAUAUAGAGGGCUGCACUGCUUCAAGGACAUAUUUCCAGGUGGCACAGAGGGCUUCCUGGGGAAUGGGAGAUUGUGCAAAAUUGCCCCUUCUCCAAUGCAGUUACUUGGGAAGUGCUGGUAGCCAGCAUCUCUCACUGCACUGGUGCUUCCUUGCUCUGUAUGUCAACCUGUAUUGCCACAUCAUCUGGAAAACGGGAAUUUGGUGUGUGUAUAUAGCACCAUAACAGUGAUUACAAGAGAUAUCUGAAAACAGGUUCUCUGGACAUACAGUUGUCGAAUAUUUGAGUAUCUGCGACUGGCAAACUGUCACCCUGCCCCUUGUCAGCCGCGACUUGAGUAUUCGUGGCUGGCACCAUUAAAAAAAAAUUCAGCUGUUUUUUGGCUGAUUUUCUGGGGUCAAUCAGAGGGUCAUUUGCGAGGGUUUAGGGUGAUUUUGGGGUGUUUGGCCAUGUCAUUUCUGGGGCUCAGGGGAUCUGUUCCAAGGGUCAGGGGACCUUUUCUGGGGCUCAGGGUUGUUGGGUUUUUUAAAAACCUUUUUUGGUGGUUUUUAGGCACUUUGGCACUCGCAAUUCCCCUAACCCCUUGUUUAUAAUGUAAUCCUAUGCCUUGGCAACCGUUAGGGUUUCCAGGAACGGGACCCUCGCGGUUGGCAAGGGACAACUGUAUUUCUCUACAAAUGGUUAAGAGCUGACCACUGCCAAUUACAUAGCCCAAAACAUGCUGGCAACCGGAAAAGUCUGAAAUGGGACACAGAUAAUGUUUAAAAGUUAAGACAUAUUAUUCUUAAUAAAAUUAUUGAUACCCUGC